AAUGAAAAGUACAACGUCCGGAUCGUAACCCUUGGGUUCGUUGUCAUUCAGAUAUCGCGCACUGGAUGUGUCUCUCUAUGUGUGUUGGGUCACUGGAGUGGGCGGUCGCUCCUGGGCUCUUUUUGUGGGCUUUGUUGGCCACGGUUCACUGAUUGGUGAAGCUUUCACUGCUGGAUUAUGGAACCAAACCUUUGUGCUGUUAUUCCGUUCCUAACAUAACCAAAGAAGAGGCAGCUUGCGAAACCACCACUGGCCAAAUCUAACCGGACUAAUUCACUAAACCUAAUAAGAUGGCACAAUGACCAUAUCUUUUAUCGCCAUGAGCUGACUCUCUGGAGUGCAGAAGAUUGUUGUACCUGUCCACAGGUGCCUGAUGUGCUUGAAAAUACUUUAUCAGCACAUCAAACAUAUGGAAAACAUCAGCCAUCAGAAGAAAAAUGCCUAACUUGGACCUUGCCUUCCCUGUCUCAUCUGUAAAUAGGGCUCAAAUCCCACUUGUAGUCCAUUGAGAAGCCUUGGGGAUCUGACCUUUGGGAAUCUUGCCGACUGGGACCCACAAUGCUUACGAAACAAUGUGCAAACAAGGGACUCUGGGCAUGGUAGCCAGAUUGAGUUAGUCUGUCUCACGGUGCCAUAACAAAAUGGACGCAGCUCUGACUGAUGGUAGAGCUGACAAUGACAGUUGCACGUCUCCACCCAGUCCGGAUUUUAGUCUGGACUCAUCCAGUCCCUUUGCAAACGGACUCCACUUUGAGUCAAUUUUGUUUGAAGAUGAGGACGAGGAUGAAGUUAUGGAUGCCGAGACGGUGUCUCGAUUGGAAAGGGCCACGUGCGUUUCAAGGAACAAAAAAACAAAAAUCAAAGACUGUACCACCUGUGAAAUAUUUGGAGGGUGAAGUUAUUUGGGCCAAAUUCAACCGCAGACCAUGGUGGCCAUGCCAGGUAACUGUUGACCCACUUGAGGGGGUUUACCACAGAAUUAAAGAGCCAAUGGAUAGGAUCACCCGUCAAUAUUUUCUCAAGACAUUUGGAGAACCUGAAGAACAGGCAUGGGUCCCUGAGCAAUCUACUCAUAUAUUUGUUGGCGGAUAUCAGUUUAACAAUCUCCCCUUUGUGAGAGGAAGUGGACGGCAACAAGAUGAAAACAACAGAUACUCUAUACCCAAGCGUUUUCUGAACUCUUGGGGAACUAGUGUGGCUGAAGCAGAAGCACAUCUCUUGGAGAAGCCGAGAUCAAACACUUCCUGCUCAGCCUUCGUCCAAAACGUCUCUGAUGGAACCACAGUAGACAGUGAAAACAAAGUCUCUCUGACAUCUUCAGUGGAAUUCCCCAACAUUAUCCCUGUGACCAAUGGAAGAGUUGCACAAAAAGACCAUCUGAACAACUGCCAACAUAAUCAAAGGUCUAAAAACACUAAAAAGCAAAGAAAGUCAUCAUCCACACAUUUCAAAAAAGUUGAGGACUUCAAUUGUGAGAAGACUGUUGAAGCUUUGGACAGUCCCUACUCUGAUAUUGAUUCGGUUCCUCAGAUUCGCAGAUGUCCCAAAAGUAGUGAGCGAACAUCUAAGCAAUGUGUUGUCGAUAAACAGUCAAAAUCAACCACAAGCCAACUUGCUGUUACAAAUGAUACAGAAGUAAAGAAGAAUGUUGAGAACCAGGGUGGCCUUUGGUUCAGCAAAGCAGGAAAGGGUCAAGUCAAUGGAGGACUUAUUCGGGCAGGAAUUAAAUCGGUUAAUUGUUCUUUUGGGAAGGUAUCUUGUAAAAUUAAGAUGCCAGAUUCAGCAUGCAUGAAAUCCAAAGACAAUCACAUCACAGGACUCAAACAACUGUCUAUUGAAGCCAAGAAAGCUCUUGAUAGGAGAGUGAAGUGCCUUCCUGCAAGUAGUCGUCUGAUGACUAGAGCACUGAAAGCAAUGGAGGAGGCAGAACACAUGCAGAAUCAACUCUCAAACCAGAUUCAAGAGUCGACCUCAAAUGUCGAAACAGAGAAUUCCUCUUAUUUUACAUUACCUGAUAAAGAAGGUGUUGACAACACGUCUUCACACAAGAUGGCAACUACAGAAAACCAUGAUCAGAAAAAGGACUCAGAGCUUUCCUCAGAUCAUCCAGGUUUUGAAGAUGAUGUAGUAAAAUCUGAGAAUGAAGCAUCUUUGAUGUCUCCAGCAACUGUUGCCUUUCAUUCAUCCAAGUGCAAACAAGAGAGCCAUGUUUCUGAUUUGUCUUCUAGUUCUUCUCUAUCUCCUUUGCAGUUAAGUGUAGAAGAUGUUGAGAACUUGAAAGAAAUUACCUUCAAGUCUUUAGCAAACAAACAUAGUGGCCAGCCUCUGUCUUUUCUGCCUGACGCAAACUAUAAGUUUAGCACAUUCUUAAUGCUGCUAAAGGAUAUGCACGAUAGCCCCAAAACCGAUGGAGCACCAUUGGUAAUGGAAACUUUACCUGUAGAUGAACUUAUUAAAGAGGAGCCAUCACAGAUUCCAGCAAAGGAUAAGCUGACCCAAAUAAACACGAUAGUUUCACAAAAAUGCCAACCGGGCAAAAUGUCUGGCUUCAAAUACAAACAGAAGAAGGUCAAGCUAAAGGCUGGGCCAAACAAGAUAAUUGAGAUCCCACAGAGUGACACAACCAACAGCAGUGUUAUCACUGCAAAACAGCUAACAGACAAGCUAUUGAAAAAUGUUAAACCUUUGGAAAAUAGAAUGAAACUUUGUAUCAACACGGCACCCUGUGAGAUCUCAGAGCAUGUCCAUUCCAAUGAUUCAUUUGACAAACUGAUACGAGCGCACCAACUGCCCUCAGAGGAACCAGAGAUCAAGUUUUCUGUCUGUGUGCCCAAAAAGCGUUGGCAAAAGUUUGACCAAGUCAUUGACAAUGUGUUAAAUAAAGAUGAAGGUAAUGGUAAUCAAGAAGCAGAACGACUUCCAGGGUUACCCUCAGAAAAUUGUGACGUCUUGGAGGUUGGCACAAACAAGUCAAGUUCUUUUGCGCCUGUGAAGGAUGUGAAUAUCAGCGCACUAGAAAUUCCUCCAGGCAACUGUCCAGUAAAUUACAUCCCUACAGAAUGCAAACGUAUUAGAAAACCUAGCAAAAGACUCAUAGAAUGGACAGAGGAAUACGAUCAAUUGUUUUCCACUAAGAAGAGAACAAAAAAGAAACCUGAGACAUUUUCGAAGGUUGAAAAACACAAUCGCAGUGGUCCAUUGGAGAAAAUAUCUGGUGGAGGUAUACAGGAACCUCAGGUAACAGAACAAGGCGUGUCGAGAUCCCUGCCAGAAGUACAGACUUAUCCUCUGGAAGAGAUGCCUUGGAGCGCUCCCUCGAUAAAUACCACUCCAUGUCAAGAGAGUCAAGUUUUGUCUGUAGACAUGCUAACUCCACCUCCUGAAACUGUCCCAUCUUCAUGUAGGGAAAUUUGUCAUAUAGAGCAACUUCAAACCCAAGCAGCUGGUGAUGGUGUGUGUCUAAGCACAAAGAGACAAAGGAAGCCCACCAAAAAGAUUCUAGAAAGUUCCAUUGAAGCUGAACCGAUUCUCAUACCUAAACGAAAGAUGAAGUCACAGAAGACAUCUGGACAUGCUGCUAAUCCAGGAAUGGGACAACAGUCAUUAAAAUGUAAGAACAGGAUAUCUUCUGAGUCCAUCAACACAGCAACUGCCCCAAUCUUAAAAAGCACAGAGCAGACAGAAAUUGCCCCUACAGUUCCUCAGCCAGUGAACCCAGAAGCAGCUGAGAAUGUUUCAGAUGCUCUGGACUCAGAGAUGUUUGUACCUAGUUCUGCCUUGUGUUCUGAGAAAGAAGACAAUUCACAGUCUGAUGAAGGACUUUCGGCCAAUAAGAGACUUUCAGAGAAAGGAGGCAGCACCUUACUCAAGGAGAAUUUGUGUCAGGUGUGUGAGAAGCAGGGAGAUUUGCUUCUAUGUGAGGGACAGUGCUGUGGGUCGUUUCACCCACAAUGCAUUGGACUGAAAGAGCCUCCCAUAGGGCAAUUUUUAUGUCAGGAAUGCACAUCUGGUAUACACUCAUGCUUUACUUGUAAGAGCCUGAGUGAGGAUGUUAGGCGUUGUAUGCUUCCUGAAUGUGGGAAGUUCUACCAUGGAGAGUGUGUUGCCAGCCAUGCACCCACAGUGCCUCUGAACCUGGCCUUUCGUUGUCCCCUUCAUGUCUGUCUGGCGUGUUUCAUUACAAACCCAGCCAAUCCGGCCAUAUCUAAAGGCGAACUAACUCGCUGUAUCAGAUGCCCUGUGGCAUAUCAUGCCAGUGAUGAUUGCAUACCUGCUGGUAGUGUCACACUGACCGACAGCAUCAUAGUGUGUCCCAAUCACUUUACACCACGCAAAGGCUGCCGGAACCAUGAGCACGUCAACGUCAGCUGGUGCUUUGUCUGCUCAGAAGGAGGUAGUCUGCUGUGUUGUGAAUCAUGUCCUGCGGCGUUCCACCGAGAGUGUCUUAAUAUUGACAUGCCAGAAGGCAGCUGGUAUUGCAACGACUGUUGUGCUGGAAGAAAACCGCACUACAAGGAGGUAGUGUGGGUGAAAGUGGGUCGCUACAGAUGGUGGCCAGCAGAGGUCAGCCAUCCCAAAAACGUCCCAGAGAAUAUCCUACGCAUGAGACACGAUGUCGGAGAGUUCCCAGUUUUUUUCUUUGGCUCUAAUGACUAUCUGUGGACCUACCAAGCCCGAGUUUUCCCUUACAUGGAAGGUGACGCCAACAGUAAAGAGAAAAUAGGAAAGGGAGUUGACUCUACCUAUAAGAAAGCUUUGGAAGAAGCUGCCAAAAGGUUCAAAGAACUGCAGAUGGAGAAAGAACUAAGACAGCUCCAGGAGGACAGACGAAAUCACAAGAAACCGCCACCUUACAAACAUAUCAAGGUGAACAAACCAAUCGGCAAAGUGCAGAUCAUCUCAGCAGACCUUUCGGAGAUUCCACGCUGUAACUGCAAAGCAACGGAUGAGAACCCUUGCGGUAUGGACUCGGAGUGCAUCAACCGUAUGCUGCUGUAUGAGUGUCACCCACAGGUGUGUCCUGCAGGUGAGCGCUGCCAGAACCAGUGCUUCACAAAACAUCAGAACUGCCAGGUGGAGAUCUUCAGGACGCUGUCUCGAGGCUGGGGGCUGCGCUGUUUGCAUGACAUCAAAAAGGGGGAUUUUGUCAACGAGUAUGUUGGAGAGGUGAUUGACGAGGAGGAAUGCCGUGCCCGAAUUAAGUACGCUCAAGAGAACGACAUUGGCAAUUUCUACAUGCUCACGCUGGACAAGGAUCGAAUUAUUGAUGCAGGACCCAAGGGAAACGAAGCACGUUUCAUGAACCACAGUUGCCAGCCGAACUGUGAGACCCAAAAAUGGACGGUCAACGGAGACACACGUGUGGGGCUUUUUUCACUUACAGAUAUCCCUGCUUGCACAGAGUUAACAUUCAACUAUAACCUUGAGUGUCUGGGCAAUGGGAAGACGGUGUGCAAAUGUGGUGCAUCUAAUUGCAGUGGAUUCCUGGGAGUGAGGCCCAAAAAUAACCCCCCAUCAGAUGAUAAGGGACGUAAGCUAAAGAAAAAGUCUCAGAUGAAGCGCAAAUCCCAGCAGGAAGUUAUCAAGGAGCGUGAGGACGAGUGUUUUAGCUGUGGAGAUGGAGGACAGAUUGUGACCUGUAAAAGGCCAGGCUGUCCAAAGGUUUACCAUGCAGACUGCCUCAAUCUCACCAAGAGACCCGCAGGCCGUUGGGAGUGUCCCUGGCAUCAGUGUGACUUGUGUGGUAAGGAUGCGGCUUCCUUCUGCGAGAUGUGCCCUAGCUCCUACUGCGUAGAACAUCGGGACGGCAUGCUCUUCAUAUCCAAACUGGAUGGGCGCUUAUCGUGCAGCGAGCAUGACCCCUGUGGCCCUGAGCCCCUGGAGCCUGGUGAGAUCCGGGAUUAUGCUCAAGAAAACACCACCACGUACCCUAUCAACCUCAUCAGAGUGGCCAACCCUAAAUCCUCACCCCUAAACUCUAUGACUAUACCACAGUCUGUCUCACACCCUGAUGUAGCUCCUCACGUCUUCUUUGACCCCUCCAGCAACCCUCCAAUGUUUAACAUCUCUCUAAACUGUGCAUAUUCACCCAUCUCUCCCUGUAGAGAAGAAGAAGAGGUGGAGGAUUUGAUGGAAUUAGAAAGGCAUUGUGAGGGUGAGAAGAACUUAACUGAUGGAAAUUUGGAACCAUUGAGGAUAAAAGAGACAACAGAUGAGGGUUUUAUCUGUUAAGUGUUGAAGCUAACUGGCUUGGGGUUUCUUUGAGUUUUCAGACUACGUUAACUCUUGUUGUCUGACGCUACUAUUAGAUGCCUUGUUCUGAAGUUGUGCACUUUGAGUUCCUUUAGUCAACGAAAUUGAAGAUGGCACUCAGUACUGAAUCUCCUUCAGUAAUCUCUUGAAGGUGUUAUGAGAUGAAACGAGACUGAAAUUUUGGAUGAUCACUGAUCUUAACUGUAUUUCCAUGCAGCGAAGGUAAGAGGUAUCCAAGUCGUAGUUCAUCUUCAUCACCAGUUUAAAAUAGGAAUUAUUUAUUUGCUGACGACUGGCAUUGCACACACACAUACAAGACUAGUGAAAUCCUCUGAACAUCACAAAGAAAACAAAAAUGAAAAGUAGUAUUGAAUUGAAGUUCUUGAGUAAAGGGAAUAUAUUAUACAAAACACAUUUGUGCUGUACAUUUGCUCUGUGAGCAGAUAUUACACACCUCAAAGGGAUGGUUCACCCAAAAAUGAAAAUUCACUCAUCAUUUACUCACCCUCAUGCCAUCCCGGAUGUGUAUGACUUUCUUUCUUCAGCAGAACACAAACAAAGAUUUUUAGAAGA
This is a messenger RNA of Myxocyprinus asiaticus (Chinese sucker), 6825 nucleotides long. Its product is annotated as histone-lysine N-methyltransferase, H3 lysine-36 specific-like. Gene Ontology annotation, cellular component: nucleus; chromatin. The record is from RefSeq and is a predicted model, not a curated record. Gene Ontology annotation, biological process: regulation of DNA-templated transcription. Lineage: Eukaryota; Metazoa; Chordata; Actinopteri; Cypriniformes; Catostomidae. Bases 661 to 6231 code for a protein of 1856 amino acids. The transcript is spliced from 25 exons. Gene Ontology annotation, molecular function: histone H3K36 methyltransferase activity; protein binding.